Messenger RNA from Aegilops tauschii subsp. strangulata, 693 nucleotides. NCBI's taxonomy places the organism in Eukaryota, Viridiplantae, Streptophyta, Magnoliopsida, Poales, Poaceae. The record is from RefSeq and is a predicted model, not a curated record.
AUGCGGAAGGAAAAAUUGUUGAGGCUCAAAGAAAUUGAGGAGAGGAGUGAAGCCGAGCGACGGAGGGCAGCGACCGAGGAGAAGAGGGCGGCGGCCGAAGAGAGGUUGGCGGUGGCCGAGGAGAGAAAAGUUGAGCUUGAGGAGAGAAAUGCGGCGGUGGAGGAGAUAAAGAUAGUCGAGGAGAAGGCACUCAAGUAUAUUUUCAUGGACACAUCCACUCUUGAUGCCAAGGCAAAGGCAUAUGGUGAACUUUGUUGCAAUGAAAUACUCAUGAAGAAGCAAAUGAUGGGUGGUGCCAUGAAUGGUGCAUUUGGUGGAAACAUGGGAGGUGGCUUUGGUGGCAACAUGGAUGGUGGCUUCGGAGGAAUGAGAGAUGGAAUGGGAAGUGGCUUCGGUGGCAACAUGAUCGGCAUGGGGAGGUGGCUUCAGCGGGAACAUGAUGAGGUGGGAGGUGGCUUCGGAGGCAACAUGAUGAAUGGCAUGGGAGGUGGCUACAGUGGCAACAUGAUGAGUGACGUGGGAGGUGGCUUCGGUGGCAACAUGACCGGCAUAGGAGAUGUCAAUGAAGGUGCUUCCGGCAGAGUUUGCGGCAACGAGACUUCAACGCAAGAAAAUGUCGAGAAAGAAGCCGUUGAUGAUGAUGAGACCACCAUCGACAAUGGCACUAGUGACAAUGGAGAGGAUGCAAAUUGA